AUAGUAAUCUACGGGUGAAACGAGGAUCCCAUGGUACUUACAGUACGAAGCAACCUUCCUCAUCUCACCACUACUAGUACUCCUAGGUUUCCGUAUCGUUCCGUUACUGUUGAACUCGAACCAGUGCAACGGAAUAUACUCAGAAGACCUGAAAAUGCGUCGGCUUCCGACGCCGUUGGCGGCGUCUCACAAGCAGCUCCGACUUCUCUUCUCCCGCCGCUGCUUCACUUCAUCUUCACCACCACCGCAUCCACAACCCCACCGCCUCCUCCACCCUCACCUCCCUCUCUCUAAACCCUCCUUCCCCACAACCCACUCUCUCUCUCCACCAUUCUCUCUCCCCUCCAGAUUCUUCUCAUCCCACCCCGACCCCAACCCAGAUACCGAAGAGCAUCUCGCCCUCGCCCAAUCUCUCUCCUCCGAGCUCCUCAAAGACCCGACCACGGACCCUCUCUCUCUAACCCAACGCCUCGACCUCAGCUUCUCUCAUGUUAAACUAACCCCUUCUGUGAUCCUCCAAACCCUCGACCUCUCACCCGGCGCCGGCCGCGCCGUCCUGGGGUUUCACAAAUGGGCCUCCAGCAGGCCCGAUUUCAAGCCCGACGACGAGACGCUGUCCCACUUCGUAAAUUACUUGGGCCGCCGGAAGGACUUCAAGGCCGCCCACGAUGUUCUGGUCGCCGGCCGCGGCGUUUCCGGGGCGAAAACGCUGGAAUCGGCCAUCGACCGGCUGGUUCGGGCUGGCAGGCCGACUCAGGUAACCUCAUUCUUCGAAAAGAUGGAGAAUGAUUAUGGGUUUGCUCGUAACAGUGAGUCAAUGAAGUUGAUUGUCACAAAAUUAUGUGAAAAUGGGUUUGCGAGCCAUGCUGAGAAAAUGGUGAAGGGUUGGGCAAACAAGUUUUUUCCUGAUGAUUACAUAUGUGAUGUGCUAAUUAAGGGGUGGUGUGUUGAUGGGAAGCUUGAGGAGGCGAGGAGGUUAGCGGGGGAGAUGUAUAGAGGAGGGUUUGAGAUUGGUGUUGUGGCUUAUAAUGCCAUUCUUGAUUGUGUGUGUAAGCUUUGUAGGAAAAAGGACCCCUUUCGGCUUCAAUCAGAAGCAGAAAAGGUGUUGGUUGAUAUGGAUGUCGCGGGUGUUCCCUGCGAUGUGGAAACGUUCAAUGUGUUGAUCACUAAUUUGUGUAAAAUUCGUAAGACGGAAGAUGCGAUGAAUUUGUUUCAUAGAAUGGGUGAGUGGGGAUGUUAUCCAGAUGAGACAAUAUUUCUUGUUCUAAUUAAGAGUUUGUAUCAGGCUGCAAGGAUUGGAGAGGGAGAUGAGAUGAUCGAUCAGAUGAAAUCAGCUGGAUUCGGGGAAGCUCUUGAUAGGAAGGCGUAUUAUGAGUUUCUUAAAAUUUUGUGCGGGAUAGAGAGAAUCGAUCAGGCUAUGAGUGUUUUCACGAAGAUGAAGGAUGAUGGUUUUAGUCCUGGGAUUAAGACAUAUGACCUGUUGAUGGGGAAGUUGGUUGCUCAUGGCCGUGUGGAUAAGGCAAAUGCUUUGUUUAAGGAAGCUGAAAGCAGUGGGGUUCCAGUGGAGCCCAAAGCGUACAAAAUGGAUCCCAGAUUUGUGAAGAAACCUGUUGUUUUGAAGAAAGAGAAGAAACGUGAGACAUUGCCGGAGAAAAUGGCAAGGAAGAGGAGACGCCUUAAGAAAAUCCGAUUGAGUUUUGUGAAAAAGCCAAAACGGGGUAUGCGACGGGCUUAUUGAUCUUCUCCGAGUUUUGUUUGUAUCUUGUUGCAACGAUCUGAGUGGUAUGGUUUCAAUCCGGUAGAGUGCCUUUGUAGAACUUUGAUUAUUUACUUUUUGCGCUGCUGCUUGUUUCAGUUAUACUGCUGGCAAAACUAGAAUUAGAAACAAAUCCAGUGGAUGGGUUAAUUCUCUUCAUAUAAACGUCCAUGUGUUUGUCUAAAGAACAAGCACAUAGGCAGGGCAUGUUUCAGCUGCCAAAGCUUGAUUUUCUGUAGAUUUGAGCUUUCUCCUCUGCCAGAUUGUGCCAAAUUCUGCAGGGUUUCCUUUGAUAUUCAUGUCUAUUCUAGUCAUCAUCUAUUGUUAUGAUUUUGUCUCCUUACAUGGCACAAUUUUUAGUUCCAAUACAUGAGCUUUCUUCU
Rhododendron vialii is the source of this 2139-nucleotide messenger RNA. RefSeq names its product small ribosomal subunit protein mL104 (rPPR9). Bases 155 to 1738 code for a protein of 527 amino acids. The transcript is spliced from 2 exons. The record is from RefSeq and is a predicted model, not a curated record. Lineage: Eukaryota; Viridiplantae; Streptophyta; Magnoliopsida; Ericales; Ericaceae. Gene Ontology annotation, molecular function: protein binding.